AUGACAGUGCUAAGCAAUUGUUUUGUAACAGUUCAUUCUUAUCAGGAAGUUAUGUAUAAUUUUAUCUGUCUUAGUAAGUUUGAAAUUCUAUUGGAUAAUCACAGAGUCCAGUUACUGCCUUUCAGAACAAAGAGAGACGUAAGUGUAUUUUCAUGCAUACAGAUACCCAAUUCGAGGAAUAGCAUGCACAAUAGAUUAGGGCCAGAGAAAAUACACAGUUGUAUAGAGUCUGCACUGCUUAAUCUGUUUUUGUGCUUUGCAUUUGAUGUGCGCACGGGGGUAUAUGAUAUAAGCCAUAUUGAAAAUGCCAAUUCAGAUCUUAUGGCAUUUUUUAAAGUGUACACCACACCCAAGAAAGUAAAUGAAAAAGAAGAUGUGGAGGAUGCGAGUGGAUCAGUAAAUUAUAGUACAAGCGAGGAUUAUACAGACUCACACGUAUCAUCUAUGAGUGAAGAUGGGGAUUUAGAAUAUAUAGGGCCUUCUGCAUUUAACAAUGUCAGACUCUUUAAUUACAACCAGCCGAGUGAAAAUGGUUUGCAACUUGUACCAGAACUGCCUUCAAAUAGUAAUUUACUAUCAUCAAACACAGAUGAUCAUUUAUGGCAAGAAAUAGGCAAUAAUGAUAACAAUAAUAGGAAUGCAAAUCCAGAACGUAAUAGAACAGCAGAGAUUCCUAAUGAUUUUAUGCGCGAAAACUUCAGUGAAGAUAUAAGGCAGUCGAUACUUGAAGACGAUUUAGAAAGCGAUUCAGAGAAGGCUGCGACAAAUGCCUUCAACCACUGGGUAAAAAUAGUCUCGAAUAUAGAUGACGCAGGGAUUUGGUAUAAAAAAGAAGGAAAAUACGGAAUUUCACUAGGGAUCUUAAAUAUGCUUCGUGUCAUUAUACACCUAACAAAGAGUGGCAAUAAAGAAUUAAAAGAAAUAGCUAUGUUCGUAGAAUGCCUAAAGUCCCCGCCUAUAUUACAAAAUCUGUACGAUUUACUUGAAAAGUACAUAGAAAGGAUAUUUAUACCUCUUUUUAACUGCAGUCACCAAAAGUACAGCAAGAAUAAAAUUCCACUAAAAAAAGUAAAUAUUUCAGUAAAACUGAGUAAUAUAGAAAACCAAUUUUCAAGCAUUCCAAGCAUUGAAAUUUAUGGGGAUCUCACAAUAACUUACACAUACGAUGAUAUUUCAGCAAGUAUAACCAUAUCAUGCAGAGAUGGCCAUGCUAUAACUUCAUAUAAAAGCCAAAAAUCCGGAUUGUGCAAAGUUAAAUACAAUGAUGCAAAGACUAUGCAAAAGGACUAUAUUAACAAAAACACAUUUGCUGGAUAUACGCUGUGGGAGUACAUAAAUCAAGAAAUAGAGUAUGAACAUGCACCAAAAGCAGCAUGUUCUAGUAAUAAUAACUAA
Nematocida parisii ERTm1 is the source of this 1395-nucleotide messenger RNA. RefSeq lists its product as uncharacterized. The transcript has a single exon. The record is from RefSeq and is a predicted model, not a curated record. Lineage: Eukaryota; Fungi; Microsporidia. The coding region runs from base 1 to 1395 and encodes 464 amino acids.